This is a messenger RNA of Venturia canescens, 2541 nucleotides long. Its product is annotated as mucosa-associated lymphoid tissue lymphoma translocation protein 1-like. The record is from RefSeq and is a predicted model, not a curated record. The transcript has 10 exons. NCBI's taxonomy places the organism in Eukaryota, Metazoa, Arthropoda, Insecta, Hymenoptera, Ichneumonidae. Gene Ontology annotation, biological process: proteolysis. Gene Ontology annotation, molecular function: cysteine-type endopeptidase activity. The coding region runs from base 393 to 2456 and encodes 687 amino acids.
UCCUGCUACGUCAAUUUUUCGAUUGUACUGUUCUUGACAAUUCUUGUCAACACACAUGAAUAAAGGAAAAGUUUCCUCAAUAACACCCGUCUCUGUCUAUUUAUUCGAAAACUUUCCAUUUAUCUAUUACUAUGUAACGUGAUAAAUACAUCGCGAGGCAAUGAACUUUCAAACAAACGACGAUUAUUUACUCCAAAUAGUUUCUUUUAUUCUCCAUUCCAAUUGCCUCGAUAGUUAUAUAUAUUCCGUUGAAUCAUCCAUCGGUGUACCACUGUGUUGUUACCAAUGCAUAAUAUCGGAAUGAUCGAGUGAAUAUUGCCAUCAGUGAAAUUAUGUCUAUAUCUAAUUGAACAACUAAAUUUUUUUUUUCAUUUCAUUACUAACAUUAAACAAUGUAUAAGUACGACGAGGAAAUGUCAAUUGAAUAUUUGCCAGCAACGGCAUACACUCAAUUGGUUAAAGAAUUAAGCAACGAAUCAGCUUGGAAGCUGCUUGCGGAAAAUGUGGCCGAACACUUGGAGAUUGUCGGAGCAUCAUGGUUAAAUACUCUGGAGGACAGUGGAAACUCGUCAAAAAAAUCUGCAGAAAAUCUGCUCUUCCAACUGAAUACAAGAAUGUGCACUGUCGGAAUUCUCAGUACUUUGCUGGAAGAUUGCAAUCUAUUGGGAGCUCUUUCGAUUCUACGCCAACCAGAACCUUUGAUCAUCGAGCAGCAGCCUAAUGCUUCGGGAGAUAUUUUGGAAGUAGCUUUAGGUACAACUUUGAAGCUCAUUUGCAGAGCCAAAGGAUUGCCGCCACCGAAAUAUGCCUGGUACCACAAUAACACUAAACUGGAGAACCGAACGAGCGAAGAAUUGAGCAUAAAAAUUGAGAAUGUAAAUCAACAAGGCGAAUACCGAUGCAAGGUAUUACAAUUUGAGAUUGACGGAACGAGAAUGAAUAAAAAAUUAUCGUCAAUCGUUUACGUGAGAAUGAAACCAACUCGAAUAGAAAUAGAAAAACAACCAAUUCCAUUCCUCGAAGUACGGAAAGGCGAUAGCUUCACACUCGAUUGCCUUGUAAAAUGUCAUCCUGUUCCAAAAUAUCAAUGGUUUCGUGACAACACGAAAUUGGAGGGUCAAAACACAAAUGUGCUUCGAUUCGAUAAAUUUGACUCGAAACACGAAGGGAAAUACCAUUGCUACAUCACCAAUGAGGUCAGCGAAGCUUGUACUCAAAGAAGCAACGUUAUCAUCGAUUUGCCACGGGAGAAAGCUGUGGCAAAAAUAGCACUAUUAAUUGCCAACGAGGAUUACGAGCAUCAAGAAAAAUUGGGAACGCCCAAAAACGAUGUUACCAAACUUGCUCAUAUUCUCGAAGAAAUAGGAUUCAAAGUCGUUUGUUUAUUAAAUUUGAAUGCCAUACAAAUGCGGAAUGCUAUUCGCGUUUUUUGUUCGGCUCUAAUCGAAGGAGUUUACGGUGAUUUACGAAUUUUGCAAAGUUUUCAAACACGCCACCAAAUUCUAAUUGACAAAUACAUUUUUCAUCAAGCGAACAGUAAAAAUCUCAUUUUUCCUUUUUCAGGUUUUUUCUAUUUUGCUGGUCACGGUUUUAAGAUGCAGGAAAGUUACAUGCUCCCAAUCGAUGCACCAAAGUCUUACUUGAGACGCGACGCAGUUUGCGAGAGCGAAUUAUUGGCAAUUUCGUUGUCAACCGAUCCAGCACUUUUGGUUGUCGUGCUGGACACUUGUCAAACUGUUCCUCCCAAAGAAUGUAAUCCAGAAAUUCACGCCGAAAUACCGAAAGUAAAUGAGUACGGAAGUGGAAAAAAUUUACGCAAUUUGAUCCAGGCCUAUUCGACUUCGAGUCAUCGACCGAGUUACGAAAGACAGAGCAACGAAUGUGGAUUGUAUCUAACCCAUCUGAGUAAAUAUAUCACGCGGGAUAUGAUCGUACAGAAAGUCUUUGAAGAGACCGCGAAAUCAAUUGACGUCUGGUUCAAGGGGAAAGAACGCAAUCAAAUACCAAUGUUUGCUCUCACAGUCACGAAGCCUUUCCGACUCACCGACGCAAUGUACCAUAAAACGCCACCUCCAGCUGUUCAAAGAUUGAUCAAAUCGGUAGAGUUCCCAACAAAAAGUUUAGAGGUCAUUUUCCAACAAGCGGGAGUUCGAUAUACAGCGAAACUGGGCCAAUACGCCAAACCUUUCUUGAAUAGUAUGUUCGUCACGAUAUGUGAUGUGACCAAUUAUACGGUCAAUUUCCACAAUUCCGUGCCGAUGAAACGGAUCAAUUUGUUCAAGAGUGCAAGCAAGGAUGAGUGCUGGUUGCUCAAUCCCCAAAGUUCUAAGGGACCAAUCGUCGUUUCGCUGGAAAGAAACGGAAAACCUGUGAGUGCAAUCCUGCUACCGGUUGUUGAUCACGUGCCAGCUUUUUUGCGUCAGUUAGAUAUUACAGUGACAGACACAAAAGUGUGAUACGUCUUUGUAUUUGUGAAUACUUCUUCUUUUUCCCUUUUUCUUUGUUUACUUGUUAAACAGAAAAAUCAUCGGCGUAAAAGGC